Molecule: messenger RNA, 1045 nt
Organism: Chara braunii
Lineage: Eukaryota; Viridiplantae; Streptophyta; Charophyceae; Charales; Characeae
Source: the annotation of a GenBank genome assembly
GGCGGUGGACGUUGUUUUUCGUGUUGGAAGGGCGUAAUGGAGGGCUGCGAUGGGGAUGGUCGUGCCGUGCUAUUGAGGACGGAGAAGACAGCUGUCGCGGCGGCUGCGGUUGCUGUUGUCCGUCGAUUCCAAGUCAAGAGGGCGCCCAAGCGCAUGAAGGCAACACUUUCGAGGCGGUGGCAGAGGCUUCUGCUGCAGAGGGUGUUGGACGCCUCAGACUGCAUUACCACUUCGGAGGCCGUGGUUCAGCUGUGCGCUGCUAUCGGGUGCGGUGUGCUUCCUCGGGCGACGCCUCGUUGGUGGAUGAGGCGGAGACCUGGCGGGACUUGGGAGGAUUUGCGGGCGUGCGAUGAUGCGACAGACGACUACUUCCGGGAAAAGCUCCGCAUGUCCAGGAGAGUGUUCAUGGAGAUCAUCGAAGCCUGUGCGGCUUAUUUGCAACAACAGGUGACGUUUUACAGGGAGCCACCUCAGCCGGAGCAGAUUGUCGCGUACGUGCUAUACAGGUGGGCUACAGGAGAGUCAUACGACAACAACACAUCAUCCUUCGGCAUGGGCAGGGCUUUCGGAGUUCGAGUCGUGCGCGAUGUGACAAGCGCUAUGCUGAGGGUGUAUGGGGGCAAGAUAUCGUGGCCGACGGGGGUGCGGAAACACGCCGUGCUACGAGCGUUUCUGAACAAGGGCUUUCCCAACUGCCAUGGCGCAGUUGACUGCACACACAUCUACGAGGACAAACCAGUGAACACGCCGAGCUAGAACUACUUCGACCGCAAGCACCGUUUCUCCGUCAUUGUGUAGGUAAUGGUGGACCUGGAUCUGCGCGCGCUUGACAUGUUCGUUGGAUAUCCAGUGAGCUGCCACGACAUUAGGGUGAUCCAGUUGUCAAGUCUAUCCAGGCGCGCGGAAGAGGGAAUGUUGUUUCGUGGGCCGCCUGUCACACUGCCGCGAGGGGUGAGGACGAACGGAUGCAUCUUGGGCGGCAACGGGUAUCCUCCUUCUGAAUUGGUGGUGGUUCCAUAUGGAGGAAUCAAUCAGCACCCAGACG